AAGUGCAGUGCGCCUCCCUCCACCGCGGUUAACGUGAGCAGAGCUUCAUACUGACAGCAGCUCUCCGGGGUGAACACAGUUCGCUUGAUUAAGCUGCAGGAACCGGCACAUAUUGAUUUCCUUUUUGAAUAUAGGGGUGAAUGUGUUGAUCACACCUAUUUUUGAGGUCUGUGCUCUUCCCCCGAAUUCCAUUGAUUCCAUUUCAUCUCAGGACAUUGGCUUUUAACUAGAUUUCAUGUCUUAUGUUAACCAUUGGAUUCUACCAAGAGGUGAGAGGAUUGAUAAUUGCUAUUUUUAAACACCGAUACACUUCCCUUUAACCGGACGCUACUUUCAUUCUCGGACAUCUCAAACGAAUUCGACUAAUUCAAGGCUUGUGGAAUAGGUUUUCUACAGUAGGACCAUGCUGCUAAGUUUGUGUACUCUGAUGACAUUUGUAUGGGGUCUACCCGGCAUUUCUGCAUCGUACGUUCCCUGUGAGCCAUGCGAUCAGAAGGCGCUGUCCAUGUGUCCACCGGUGCGGAUGGGGUGUCAGGUGGUGAAGGAGCCCGGCUGCGGAUGCUGCUUGACCUGCGCACUGACCGAGGGCCAGGCGUGUGGAGUCUACACGGGGACAUGUGGACAGGGACUGCGCUGCCUGCCUCGGAGCGGAGAGGAAAAGCCGCUACACGCUCUGCUUUACGGCAAAGGAGUUUGCAUGAACGAGAAGCUAGGUCUAUACAAACCACUUCAUAUGCCGAAGGAUCAAGAGUCACAUGAAGACGCUCUGGUUCCAGAGGUAAUGGAGGAUCUGCUUCCUCAGGCUAAGGUUCCAUUAUUCCAACGAGACCACAUCAACAGCAAGAAGGCCCACGCCAUGCAAAAGGAUCGGAAGAGACAGCAGGCUAAACUCAGGACAAGGGGUCAUAUGGACUACACGGUCAUCGGAAUGGACAAACAUCAGUCUGACAUUGGUCCAUGUCGAAAAAAGCUGGAUGGGAUUAUCCAGAGGAUGAAGGACACCUCCAGAGUCAUGGCUCUUUCUCUGUACCUUCCCAACUGUGAUAAGAAAGGCUUCUUCAAGCGCAAACAGUGUAAACCCUCCAGGGGGCGCAAGCGAGGCAUCUGCUGGUGCGUAGACAAGCAUGGAGUUCAAAUGCCAGGCACUGAUUUUAAUGGAGGAAACAUCCAGUGUAAAGAUCUUGAAAGCAACGGCAACAACAACGAAUGAGACAACUUCGGUCACGUAACAACAACAACAACAUCACUCACUCUCAUCUACCAUAUUAUGUGAUCUGCCAAUCAUUUCUAAUCUUAAUCUUAAAGAGUCUGACCUUUAUUUGUGGAAAAUCCAUAUUAUAUAAAACAGUCUCUUUUAAAGCACAAUACAAGCAUCAGUUACUGAAUCCUGCAAUUGUCCUCGUUGAUCUUCAUGGGUUGGUGGGAUCUAUCAAGUAUCCUUUGGGAGUCGUGGACUAGUUUCCGCUGUAUCUUAUGUCAUAGACACCUUAGAAAGUCUUAUGAGCUUAAAGAGCGUUAAGGGAUACAAAAAAAUUACAAUUCUGUCGUCGUUUUCUCACCCUUGUGUCAUUUCAAACCUACACUACUGGUCAAAAGUUUUUGAACGGUAAGAUUUUUUUAAUGUUUUUAAAAGAAUCUUACCAUUCAAAAACUUUUAUAUGACACAUUUUCUUCUGUGGAGCAUAAAUAAAAUAUUUUGAAAAAUGUUUUUGCCCAUACAAUGUCAAAAACAACACUGGACCCCAUUUUCUUUAAUUGUACUGUAUAGACAAAAACAUAUUAAUAUUUUAUGGUGCACAGAAGAAAGACACGCAUACAAGUUUGAAAUGACAAUGAUGAAAUAAUUUUGAUUUUUGGGUGAACGAUCCCUUUAAUAUGACUGUUUCAUAUGACUCUGCUUUGGUCCGUGGCACAACACUUCCUCACUGAAAGAGUUCUUGUACAGUCUUCACAGACUCUGUUGUUUUGUUGAACCCUUUCCAAAGAUUUCAGGAAAGUAGUUUAUUGUCUUUGCCACAGUGUUUUGCCAACCUGAACGACAUAGGAAAAUUCAUAUUCUAAUAACCACUGUAAAAACAAACAAAAAAGCCUAUUAAAGAAAGCUAAGCACAACCCCUUAAAAACUUUUAGACAUGUACAAACACGCAGUUUAUAAAGACUCACAAUGGUGACAAACCAACCAGCCAUUUCACUAGUUUUUCAAACUUUAACAGAUCAGGGUCCUUGGGUUCUUAUGGAAAUCUCAGUGCCUUUUUCUACUCAAAUAUUUGAAUACUGAUUUACAUCACGGGCAUCAAAGGGGCCACAAAGGCAAAACACAAACACUGAAAAUGCUGACCUUUAGUUUGCAGGAGUGUAGAUUCAAAAAAGCAAAUUCAAUGUUCUUAAAAAGUAGGCAAAUUGAGAUUAUUUGCAUUAUGAAAAUCCCAUACUCCCAUACUAUUAGGUUUGGGCCAACAGAAUUGAAUUUGGUGCAACCAGUUUUCCUUCUAAUGGUAUAAAAUGUAUGUUCUUUGUGCUUAUGAGAUUAUUUGCAUUGCAUGUGUGACUUCAGAGGCUGACAGCAGUUCAGAAUUGAUUGUAGAAUUAUAGAAAGUCCUCUGUCAUCAGCAUUAGAAGUAAACCAGAUUGACUCACAGUUCAAAGUUUCAGUGAGAUUUUUAAAGGACGAUAUUCCUCUUCUUACUAUUGAGUAACAUGGAAAGGAUUCUGGGGGAGUUCGGCUCACUGUUAUGAGACAAAAAUACAAAGCAGACCAGUGUGACAAGGUUUGUAAGGUGCCUAUAUCUGAAAAUGAUGUGUGUAAAAAAAUAAAAACUGGUCAUUUUUCCAUAACUUUUUCAGUUUAAUUUCUAAUUCAUUUUAAUUGAAUACAUUUUAACAGCUCAUUUAAGCUGAGCCCAAAUUAAGUAAUAUGGGUGGUUAAAAUCUUUGUAUGACAUCUAAAUAUCUUUGUGCAAUAUUUAUUCACCAUGUAAUUUAUGUACUCUUAUUUUUGUCUCUUUUGUAAAGACAAAACAUUUAUUUAAUAAAUAUAUAAAUAUAAAGAUA
Ctenopharyngodon idella (grass carp) is the source of this 3051-nucleotide messenger RNA. RefSeq names its product insulin-like growth factor binding protein 5a (gene igfbp5a). NCBI's taxonomy places the organism in Eukaryota, Metazoa, Chordata, Actinopteri, Cypriniformes, Xenocyprididae. Gene Ontology annotation, cellular component: extracellular region. Gene Ontology annotation, molecular function: insulin-like growth factor I binding; insulin-like growth factor II binding; fibronectin binding. The record is from RefSeq and is a predicted model, not a curated record. Gene Ontology annotation, biological process: regulation of insulin-like growth factor receptor signaling pathway. Bases 404 to 1210 code for a protein of 268 amino acids. The transcript is spliced from 4 exons.